CGUUGCUCUGUUUUCCUCAUCUGACUACAGCACCAGCAAAUCCAGCUCCGAUCUAAACGAAAGCAGACGGGAGAAGAAGACGGACUGGCCGCCGGCAAGGAUGGACUUCCACGCGCUCCCCCGCCGUGACCUCCAGGCGCUGUGCAAGCGCAACGGCAUCCGCGCCAACAUGACCAACGUCGCCAUGGCCGAUGCCCUCGGCGCACUCCCCGCGGUUAAUGGGAUUGAGGAGUACGUCAAGCCGCCGGUCGACGAACCGGCCCCUGCGGCCAAGCCGGUGGUUAAGGCUGUGGCGGAGGAGGAGAAGCAGGGGAUCCAAUCCCGAGAGAUCAUCAUACUGGACGAUAGCGAGGGCGAAGGGGAGGAAAAGGAUCUUAGGCGGGAUGAGGAUGAAGAAUAUGCGCCGGUCCUUGGGUUGGAGCGGUGCGGUGCCAGCCGGCGCGCUCGUGUCGACCUUGCGGUAGCUCCGGCUCCCCGGAGAAGGGCGGCGGCCGGUAAGAGGAAGACAGUGGAUGCGGUGGCCCCGCAGGAUUUGCCGGCUCGGCCCACUCGUCCUCGGAGCCAGAGGACGGCGGCGUUGGUGGUUGGGGAUAAGGUGCCGAGGGCAAGACGAACGGCGAAGAUGGCUGUAUCCUGGAACACUGGUACGCAGCAGGAGAAGAAAGGAGAAGCCGCACAAGGUGUUGUUGCUGACGUGCAAACUGCUGUGCCGGCACCUGUUUCCCCAGACCAGAGAGGUGAUUAUUCUGAAGAAACGGAAGAAGCCAUGAACCAACAUACCGAGCAGCAGACCGAGCUAGUCGAGGUACAGGACCAGGAAGAUGAAGGUGACAAAGGUGUUGUCUCUGAGGUGAAAACUACUGUACCUGAACCGGUUUCUUCAGAAGAGAGAGCUGAUGGUGCUGAAGAAAUGCAAGAGACCAUGGAUCCUCAGAACGAGCUGCAAAAUGAGCUAGUUGAGGAACAGAGCCAGGAGGACGAAGGUGACACAGGAGCAGUCAUGGAUAUACCAGCACCAGUGGAAGAAGAGCCACCAGUAGCAGAAGAUUACACGGUUGAUUCAUCAGCAAAAGAACAGGAGAUGGAUGUCCAGCCGCUCUCUGAUGAUUCGCCAGUCGUCCUGGGUUUCGUUGAACAAGAAAGAAGCGACACUUUCCUGAAUGAUACUGUCCUCAGUCAGGGACCAUUGGACGAGGAGAUGUAUCAUUCCAGUGAAGAGACGGAAGUGGUGCCCGUCAGCGAGGCACGACCGGCCACAAUGGAAUCCGCCGACGAUGCUGGCUGUGUUGUCGUGGAGGAAAAAGAAGUAUCAACCUUUGGUGUGGUGGUUCAGAGCCCAGUCGAAGCCAAUGUGGCCAGUACUGAAGAAGGUUUACUCGCUGAACAGAAGGAAGAUCCGGUUGAUGUUGUAGUGCCUUCUGAAGAGGAAGGAGUGGUGGCCACCAACGAGACACCGGAGAGGUCAAUGACAAUGGACGAGAGUGUUGCCAAUGAGGCCAGUACUGAAGAAGGUUUACUCGCUGAACAGAAGGAAGAUCCGGUUGAUGAUGUAGUGCCUGCUGAAGAGGAAGGAGUAGUGGCCACCAACGAGACACCAGAGAGGUCAGUGGCAAUGGACGAAAGUGUUGAGGAAGUGUCUACUGUCGAGAAUGUGUCCCAAGUCACCGUGACAGACGACGAGGGUGCCGGUAAGGAGAGAGAUUUCACUGUUGACCUCCCACCGGUGGUCGAGACUGCCAAAGAUGAAGACACCAUUUCCUCACCGUUGUUUGCCGGCAUGCUUGAUGAUGCCAUCAAAUCCCUGUCCAUGGACUCUAUCACUGUGGAAACAAUGCACAAUAACAGUGGUGGUGAGAAGAACAAUACUGAACCUGUGGCGGUGGAACAAGAGAAGGAAGAGAAGGACGUCAGUAAAUCUGAAACACUGGGUAACCUUAGCCUAAGGAAGCUUAGAGUCAAGCUUAAGGAGACGGUGGCAGCAAACUCCAUCAUUAUGGAGCCAAUGGUGUCCAUAGACUCAAUCACUUUGGAACCAACGCACGAUAACAGUGGCGGUGAGAAGAAUGUUCCUGAACUUGUGGCAGUAGAACAAGAGAAUGAAGUGAAUGAUAUCAGUAACUCUGAAGCACUGGGUAACCUUAGCCUAAGGAAGCUUAGAGUCCAGCUCAAGGAGACAGUGGCAGUGCAUUCCAUUUCUGUGGAACCAACAGUAGAACAUGAGAACGAAGUGAAGGAGGGCAAUAAAUCUGAAGCAUUGGGCAACCUUAGCCAAAAGAAGCUCGGAGUCAACCUAAAGGAGAAAGUGGCAAUGGGACAAGAGAAUGAAGUGAAGCAAGUCAAUAAAUCCAUGGCAUUGGAUAAGCUUAGUCUAAGGAAGCUUCGACUCAAGCUCAAGGAGACGCUGAAUGCUCACAAGAGCAGAGAACCAAAUAGGGUGGCCCUUGGACGGUUGGAUGAGAAUGCAUGCUGAUCCGACACCAACGAGCAACGGCAGAUCAGGCAUCUGUGCACUCUGCAGUAGUGUUUAACCAGGAGUUUGUCUAGUUCUGAAAUCUGAACUUCAGUACUUCGUGUGAGAGCAUCAGGUUGUGAAACCAUGGUUUCUCCAACCACCUUAUCUAACUUAUGAGGAGUCCUAACUUAUGUCUAGAUGCUCCUUUUGCUUGCAGACCGUGAGAAGACUCGGCACUAUUUUAGUCGUUUCUCAUCGUUGUCAGCUCCCCAGCUCUUUUGUGUGUGGUUUGUCAGUGUUAUGACCUAAUGUAAGACAAGUGCAUGCUUAUAUAUAAGAGUGUUUGUGACCGAUUCGCACGAUCUA
Molecule: messenger RNA, 2818 nt
Organism: Brachypodium distachyon (stiff brome)
Lineage: Eukaryota; Viridiplantae; Streptophyta; Magnoliopsida; Poales; Poaceae
Exons: 6
Coding region: 101-2470 (789 amino acids)
Source: RefSeq, a predicted model, not a curated record